Aureobasidium musti is the source of this 947-nucleotide messenger RNA. Lineage: Eukaryota; Fungi; Ascomycota; Dothideomycetes; Dothideales; Saccotheciaceae. The record is from the annotation of a GenBank genome assembly.
ACAUGUCGCAAUAUGGCAAAUUCUACGACUUUUGUCGCGAUACAGGCAGCUUGCGAUCAACAUUGCCAGUGUGUAAUUCGGCAUCACGAGGAGGCAGUGGCUUUGGCGGAUGCGAUCUCCGUGGUAUCUCGCUAGGAGGAGGAAGAUAUCUUGCCAACCUUGGUUCCAUAUUGAUCGACGGUCUGGCCAUCCUCAUCGCCCUGUUCCUGAUAUGGAGAUCGAAUAGAAAGCGUGCUGCCGUCGGAAGAAGGGAAAUGCAAUUGUUCCUCGUCGGAUACAUUAUCAUCUCAAUCUGCGCAAUCUUCACCAUUGGCUGGUUUCCUCUUGAUGGCGCUGUGCGAAGGGUGAGUUGCUUCCACAUGACGUCUGCUUGCAAAUUUGAAACUGACCAUACUAGNGCCUUCUCUGCCGUACACAUUGCCGCCAUUAUUGCAACUACAUGGAUCCUCCUCAUGAACGGAGCCGUUGGCUAUCAGUUCCUGGACGACGGAACUUUCGUUUCGCUGGCUUUGAUCUUUGGUUCUGCGGCUAUUCUCUUUAUCGGUACUGGCUACAUUGCGCUCGACACUGGUUUCAGCUGGACUGGAUACUGGGACGACACUCUCGUUGCUCCGAACCGUGCAUACGCCCUUUAUACUUUGUAUCAGCUCGUUCCGCUAGUCUUCCUUUUCAUCUUCUUCGUUCUGGAAGCAUUCAUCGUCGUCCGAGUCCUCGGCGAGGUUAGACCCAUGUUCUACCUCAUCGCAGCAGUACUUCUCUUCGCCAUCGGACAGAUCUUCCAAUAUGUUAUCAGCGUACACCUUUGCACUGCGACCAAUGGAGCCAUCAAUGGAGGUCUCUUUGAGUCGCUAUUUACACUCUUGGCCAUUAUCAUGAUCUGGGUAUUCUGGUCCAGCAUCACCGAAGACGACUGGCCCCUUCCCUCGACUGAGACCAGCACAUACACC